This is a messenger RNA of Amoebophrya sp. A25, 202 nucleotides long. The record is from the annotation of a GenBank genome assembly. Lineage: Eukaryota; Dinophyceae; Syndiniales; Amoebophryaceae.
CGUCGCUCAACAGCUUUCUCUACAAGCGCGACUACCGCGCUCUGCAAAAGAAGCAAGUGGACGUGAAGGGAAAACUGCAGCAACUCGUUGAUAAGUACAAAAAGGACGCAUCAUCAACAUCGAACAAGACAACGACCCAGAAAACGAACAAGAAGUCCGCGAAGCCGACGGGGGAGAGUGUUGUAGGUGCCGCACAGAGUGC